AUGGCGGAAAGAAUUGUUCCUGUUAUCUCCCUCAAAGACUUUGAUAAACGCAAAGAGGAAAUCAUUGUGCAGCUACUCAAUGCGGCGGAGAAUGCUGGAUUCUUUACCUUGGUAGACCACGGUAUCUCAAAGGAGGAGAUCGAAGCCCAGUUUGCCAUUUCAAAGGCAUUCUUUGACCUCCCGGCUGAGGACAAAGCUAAGACACCUCAUAACCCCAAAACCAAUAAUGGGUGGGAGUACAAGGCUCAAUUGCGCGCCAGCACUGGCACCUACGACCAGAAGGAAUCCCUUUGGCUGCAGCGUAACUCGGAAUGGCCAAGUGAUGGUGAUGUUCCCCAAUUUAGGGAAUCCACGACUCAAUUCAUGACUAAGUGUGCUGGUAUUUCAGACCAAGUUUUGUCUUGUUUCGCCAUUGCCCUCGGAUUUGGGGAGGAUUAUUUCAGGACCGCGAACGAUCCAAACCAAGCCGACUGUCUGACGCAGCUCCGCCUGAUUCACUAUCCCGCAUCUGAAAAUGCCGUCGGCACCUGGAGAGCGGGAAGCCAUACCGAUAUCGGCUGUCUCACACUUCUAUUCCAGCGAGAUGGAGAAGAUGGACUGGAAAUUUGCCCAGGCAGAGAGACCCAUUCUAGCUUUGCUAGCGGCGAUGUCUUCACACCCCUUCCUGCCGAGACCGGACCCAUUGUUGUCAACAUUGGCGACAUGCUCAUGGCUUGGUCGGAUGAUCGCUUGAAAUCCAACUAUCACCGAGUACGCGCCAAGGAUGUUGGAAAGUCACCUUCUAGAUACUCAAUUGCAUAUUUCAACCAAGCUAGGCGUGACAUUUUGCUGCAGGGCCCAUUGAAGAAAUACCCCCCCGAUGACUGUGGGAGAGUGGUUUGCCCAGUCUGUGGCUAG
Molecule: messenger RNA, 897 nt
Organism: Penicillium crustosum
Lineage: Eukaryota; Fungi; Ascomycota; Eurotiomycetes; Eurotiales; Aspergillaceae
Exons: 6
Coding region: 1-897 (298 amino acids)
Molecular function (GO): dioxygenase activity
Source: RefSeq, a predicted model, not a curated record